Polypterus senegalus (gray bichir) is the source of this 14401-nucleotide messenger RNA. RefSeq names its product dynein, axonemal, heavy chain 5 (gene dnah5). The coding region runs from base 36 to 14039 and encodes 4667 amino acids. The transcript has 79 exons. Gene Ontology annotation, biological process: microtubule-based movement. The record is from RefSeq and is a predicted model, not a curated record. Lineage: Eukaryota; Metazoa; Chordata; Cladistia; Polypteriformes; Polypteridae. Gene Ontology annotation, cellular component: dynein complex. Gene Ontology annotation, molecular function: dynein light intermediate chain binding; ATP hydrolysis activity; dynein intermediate chain binding.
GAGAGUCGCCGGACCAGAAGAAGGGGAGGCAGGCAAUGGAAGGCAAGAACUUAGAUUUGAACAGGAGGUCCAGCAAAAGUGCUCGGCCCGGGCUGCAGUACCCCGCGGAUAUGGAGCGAGGCCCGAUCAAAUUCACAUUUAAAGGCAGACCGAACCAGCCCAUCGCACCGGUGGAGAACAUUAAGGAAAUCCAGCAAAAGUUGAAGGAAGAGCGGGAAGCCAAGCGAGCACAGCUGGACAGUCGACAUGACUACGUGCUGGGGAUUGUGGCCUCUUGCCUGGGACUCGAAAAAGGGGAGAUUGAAGAUGCCAUUUUGGAGGGGUCACAGAUUGAUCAAAUAGACCAUUUCUUUGCUGCUGGAGGACAAGCCCAUCUUAUGUUCUACUAUCAAGAUAUGGAGCUGGCAGAAGCAGGUGUGGCGACUUCAGGCACAGCAGCAAGCGUUGCGAAAAGCAAGAAGGCCAAAGUGUUUGUGACCGACGGCAAAGAUGUGGCAUUGAGUGGAAUCUGCGUGUUCUUCACAAGAGCCAACGUCUCUAAAGCGAUCACGGCAGAGAAUGUCCACAAGGAAGCCACCUUUAACAUGCUGGACACGUCAGACGCGGGCCUCUUAAAGAGCAUCGAGCAGCUUCUCUCUGAGGUUUUCAUCCCCACACUAAAGAAGAUGAACUACGGCUGGGGCGAGAUGUCCAGCCCUCAGUCGGCUGCGGUGCGGCAGGACUUCCUAUGUUCUCUUGACAGCUUUGUGGCCGUGCUGAGUGGUGCACAGGAGAGCUUGAUGGAGAAGGUGAACCUAAACGACUGUGACACUUACGACUUGAAAACGCUGAAAGGACCCUCUGACUACGCAGCCGUAGUGAACAGCACUGAAGCCCUGGAGAAGAUUGAAGCCUGCAUGAAAGUGUGGAUCAAGCAAAUCGAGCAGGUCCUUGCAGAAAGUGACCAGCUGCGCAAAGAAGCGGAUGAUCUCGGCCCCCGAGCAGAAUUAGACCACUGGAAGAAACGCAUGUCGAGGUUCAACUACCUGCUGGACCAGCUGAGGAGACCGGAUGUGAAGACGGUGCUGGGGGUGCUUACGGUAGCAAAGUCCAAAUUGAUUAAGACCUGGCGAGAACUCGAUACUCGUAUUACCGACUCAGCUAAUGAAGCCAAAGACAACGUGAAGUACAUCUACACCCUGGAAAAAUUCUGUGACCCUUUAUACAACAGUGACCCGGUUUCCAUGGUAGAUGCUGUUCCUGGACUUAUCAAUGCCAUUCAGAUGAUUCAUAGCAUUUCCCGUUACUACAACACUUCAGAAAAGAUAACCUCGUUGUUUGUAAAGGUUACAAACCAAAUGAUCACAGCAUGCAAGGCCUACAUUUCAAACAGUGGAACUGAGACGAUAUGGGAUCAACCUCAGGCUACGGUGGCGGAGAAACUGAAGGCUGCUAUUAGAUUAAACGAGGAGUAUCAGCGCUGCUUCCAACGGACCAAGCAGAAACUGGAACAGAAUCCCUCUGAGAGACAAUUUGAUUUCAGUGAGAUGUAUAUAUUUGGAAAAUUUGAUACUUUUCAGCGCCGUCUGCAGAAAAUCCUCCACAUGUUCCACACCAUUACAACUUAUUCUGUUUUACAAGAUUCUAAAAUUGAGGGUCUGGAGGUCAUGGCAACGAAAUUCCAGGCUAUUGUAGUAUCCAUGAAGAAGAAGCAGUACAACUUCUUGGAUCAGAGGAAGACUGACUUUGAUCAGGACUAUGAGGACUUUUGUAAAAAUACAAGUGAACUUCAUAACCAAUUAAAGAACUUUAUGGAUAUGACAUUUGCAAGGAUUCAGAGUACGGAAGGAGCACUUUUUGUUCUUCGGAAAUUUGAAAAAUUAGGAAUCCCUGAUCUCGGCAUUGAUGACAAGUAUCAGAAGAUACUCUUAAAUUACGGUCGCGAUAUUGAAAUGGUUUCCAAAAUCUACACCAAGCACAAGAAUGAACCUCCUAUUGCCCGCGACUUGCCUCCGAUCUCUGGGAAGAUCUUGUGGGCUCGUCAGCUAUUCAGGAGGAUACAAGACCCCAUGGAGCUCUUUCAGCAGCAACCCAGCGUGCUGCAGACGGCAGAAGCAAAGCGCAUCAUACGCAACUACAACAAGGUGGCCAAAGUUCUGCUUGAGUAUGAGGUGCUCUAUCACAGGGGAUGGAUAAGACAGGUGGAGGUGGCUAAAACUGGCCUACAAGCAUCUUUAUUGGUAAAGUCCUCCGAAACUGGGCAGCUCUUUGUGAAUUUUGACCCUCAAAUCCUCAUUGUAAUUCGGGAGGCCGAGUGCAUGCUGAGAAUGGGCUUGGAAAUCCCACCGUUUGCGUUAUCUCUUCAACAAAAGCAAGAAACCUUUAAAAAGAACUACAAUAAGCUGCAGAUGGUUCUGGAGGAGAACAGACGAGUCCGGAGCAAAAUCCAAAGUGCUUUUGAUCAGCUCUUUGGUCCUCACCUGGUUAAAGUAGAUGAGGCCAUUCAACCAGGGUUGACGUCUCUCAGCUGGACUUCUUUGAAUUUUGAAAAGUACCUGAAUCGAGUAACACGCUCUCUGUCUGACCUGGAACUUCUGGUGGACCGUGUGAACGACUUGGUGGAAUUCCGCAUAGACGCCGUACUCCUAGACAUGAGCUCCACGUGCCUGUGCAACCUGCCUGAAGACGAGCCGUGUACCCCUGAGCAGUUUGCUCAAAUGACCAAGGAACUGUGCAUUAAAGGCGCUCUGAGUCUGCACACCAAAAGCUCCCUGGUGGAGGAAGCAGCCAAUGAACUUAUCAAUAUGUUACUGGAUAUGGAACCAUUAAGCAAGGAGGACGAAGACGAAGAAACAUCCAAGGAAGAACAUAAGGCAGAAAGUGAUAAAGAAGAGAAUGAAGGUGAAGAAGAACAGAAGUCUGAGACUCGAUUGUUUUCUCGCAAUGCCAACCAAAUAACACCUGGUCCAGUUUCCCCUCUGACCAAGAGAAAGAGGAAGGAUAUAGCUGAAGUGCUCGAGGAGGAGGCCCAAGAACUGUUGUCACAUUUCAACCAUCGUAAUGUCGACGCCCUGCUCAAAGUCACUCGCAACACACUGGAGUCCAUACGCAAGCGCAUCUAUUCAUCAUCUGUAAUUCAUUUUUUGGCAGAGAAUGAUCCUGCCGGCAAGCAAAAAAGCUCGGGACAGCCCAUCUUUAGAACCAACAUUGCCUUGUCCAUCCCUAAUAUUAGUAUGGUGCCGCCACUGGAUGAGGUGCAGCAGGCUUUGAACCGCGCAGUGGAGUACAUCGUUAGCGUCCCGAAAGGAGUCGGGCAGUGGAGCAAGGAAAGGAUAUCUAAGAAGAGAAUGAAUGAAAGAAAGAUUGCAGCUCUAAAGCACGACAACAGAGACAGCGACUCAGAUGACGGGGAAACGACAUUCAGGAGCGUUCAUGAUGGCAGCAUGUCUGAUGUCUCAACUUCAGCUACACUAAUGGCCCCUUUCCAGGCGAAAAAUUAUUACAAGGUUAUCUCAGAAAACAAGGAAAUUGUGAAACUGGUGUCUGUGUUGAGCACAUCUAUAAACUCCACUAAAAAGGAGGUUCUCACGGCACUGGAGCGUUUUAGCUGUUAUCAUCAUAUAUGGCAAAAGGAAAGAGAAGAAACGAUUAAAAAGUUCAUUAUGGGAAACCCUUUGCUGUCCGAAUUUGAAUCCCAGAUUCUUUAUUAUAGAGACCUGGAGCUGGAGAUCAACUCGGAGCCAGAGUUCAUCACUGUGGGGUCUCUGGCCCUUUAUACAGCUGACUUGAAAAUGGCCUUGACUGCAGAGACGAAAGCCUGGAUGGUUGAUUUUGGUCGUCACUGUAAUAAGAACUACAGGACAGAAAUGGAAAACAUAUUUACGUUUGUGGAAGAGGCCAGCAAGAAACUGAAUCGGCAGAUCAAGGACUUGGACGACAUCCGAAUCUCCAUGGCAGCGCUGAAAGAAAUCAGAGAGCAACAGAUUAACAUUGAUUUUCAAAUCGGCCCCAUUGAGGAGUCAUACGCCAUGUUGAACAAGUAUGACCUGCUAGUGGCGAAAGAAGAAGCUGAAAGGGUGGACACCUUGCGCUAUACCUGGGAAAAGCUGCUCGGCCGAGGCAACGAGGUUCAGAAUGAGCUGGUGACCCUACAACCCAACUUUCGAGGGGAGCUCAUCAGCAACGUGCAGAUGUUUGUGGAAGACUGUGACAACUUUUAUAAGGAUUAUGAGCAGGAUGGGCCGAUGGUUCUAGGCCUGGCACCUCAAGAUGCAAGUGACAGACUUAUUAUGUUUCAGAAUCGCUUUGACAACCUGCACCGCAAGUACAUCACAUACACCGGAGGGGAGGAGCUCUUCGGCCUUCCCGUGACGCAGUACCCGCAGCUCCUGGAAAUCAAGAAGCAGCUCACCCUGCUCCAGAAGCUUUAUGGUCUUUAUAACAGUGUUAUUGAGACGGUCAACAGCUACUAUGACAUCCUGUGGUCUGAUGUCAACAUCGACAAAAUUAACAAUGAAUUGUCGGACUUCCAAACUCGAUGCCGCAAACUUCCCCGUGCUUUAAAGGAAUGGCAAGCUUUUCUCGACCUGAAGAAGACCAUCGACGAUUUCAGCGAGUGCUGUCCGCUCUUAGAGUUGAUGACUAACAAGGCCAUGAUGACACGUCACUGGAAGAGGAUUACUGAAGCAACGGGGCACAACUUUGAUGUGGAAAGUGACACAUUUAAGCUGAGAAACAUAAUGGAAGCUCCCCUUUUAAAAUGCAAGGAAGAAAUUGAGGACAUCUGCAUAAGUGCAGUCAAAGAACGUGACAUUGAGCAGAAGCUGAAGCAAGUGAUUGCAGAAUGGGAUAACAAAACGUUCACGUUUGCAAAUUUCAAAACCCGGGGUGAGCUCUUACUGAGAGGAGACAGCACUUCUGAAGUCAUUGCCAGCAUGGAGGACAGCUUAAUGAUCUUGGGGUCCUUGAUGAGCAACAGGUACAAUACACCUUUUAAAACGCAGAUUCAGAAGUGGGUGCAGAAUCUCUCAAAUACCACGGACAUUAUAGAAAACUGGAUGACCGUUCAAAACCUGUGGAUUUACUUGGAGGCUGUCUUUGUUGGCGGAGACAUUGCUAAGCAGCUUCCAAAGGAAGCCAAGCGGUUUUCCAACAUUGAUAAAUCGUGGGUGAAGAUAAUGACUCGAGCUCAUGAAAUGCCAAAUGUGGUGCAGUGCUGUGUUGGCGAUGAGACUAUGGGGCAGCUGUUACCUCAUCUACUGGAACAAUUAGAAAUCUGCCAGAAGUCACUGACUGGCUACCUUGAAAAGAAGCGCCUUCUCUUCCCCCGGUUCUUCUUUGUGUCAGAUCCUGCACUUUUGGAGAUCUUGGGGCAGGCCUCCGAUUCCCAUACAAUCCAGGCCCACCUUCUCAACGUUUUUGACAACAUUAAAACUGUGAAAUUCCACGAUAAGGUCUACGACAGGAUCCUCGCCAUUUGUUCCCGUGAGGGUGAAGUUGUUCAUCUCGAUAAGCCUGUGAUGGCAGAGGGCAAUGUGGAAGUGUGGCUGAAUUCUCUGCUAAAGGAAUCCCAGAAGUCCUUACAUCUUGUUAUUCGACAGGCUUCACUGAGCAUACAGGACUCCAGCUUUCAGCUCAUUGAGUUUCUCAAUUACUUCCCUGCACAAGUUGGCCUGCUGGGAAUUCAAAUGAUUUGGACCAGAGAUUCAGAGGAAGCUUUAACAAAUGCAAGGUACGACCGCAAGAUCAUGCCGAAGACAAACCAGGCUUUCUUGGACCUGCUGAACACUCUCAUUGACAUGACCACCAAGGACCUGAGUGCCAUGGAGCGCAUUAAAUAUGAGACCCUCAUCACCAUUCAUGUGCACCAGAGAGAUAUCUUCGACGACCUGUGCCGCUUUCAUAUCAAAACUCCAAGCGAUUUUGAAUGGCUGAAACAGUGCCGAUUUUACUUUAAUGAGGAUUCUGACAAGAUGCUUAUUAACAUCACGGACGUGGAAUUUAUUUACCAGAAUGAAUUUCUGGGUUGCACUGACAGGCUGGUUAUAACGCCUCUCACCGACAGGUGUUAUAUAACUCUGGCCCAAGCCCUAGGCAUGAGUAUGGGAGGAGCACCAGCUGGUCCCGCAGGAACAGGGAAGACAGAGACCACCAAAGAUAUGGGCAGAUGUCUUGGCAAAUAUGUCGUCGUGUUCAACUGCUCUGAUCAGAUGGACUUUCGGGGACUGGGCAGAAUUUUUAAAGGUCUUGCCCAGUCUGGAUCAUGGGGCUGUUUUGAUGAGUUCAAUCGGAUUGAUCUGCCUGUUCUGUCAGUAGCUGCCCAGCAGAUUGCCAUUGUUCUGACCUGUAAAAAGGAGCGCAAGAAAAACUUUAUUUUCACGGAUGGUGACAAUGUGGAUAUGAACCCCGAGUUUGGAAUCUUUCUCACUAUGAAUCCUGGCUAUGCUGGACGUCAAGAACUUCCAGAAAACCUCAAGAUCAAUUUUCGCUCAGUAGCGAUGAUGGUGCCCGAUCGGCAAAUCAUUAUCAGGGUCAAGCUGGCCAGCUGUGGAUUCAUCGAUAACAUCGUGCUGGCCAGAAAGUUCUUCACUUUGUACAAGCUGUGUGAGGAGCAACUGUCUAAACAGGUGCACUACGACUUUGGCCUUCGAAACAUUUUGUCUGUGCUACGAACACUUGGAGCAGCAAAGCGGGCAAACCCCAGUGACACGGAGUCAACUAUUGUGAUGCGCGUGUUGCGAGACAUGAACCUCUCCAAACUGAUUGAUGAAGAUGAACCAUUAUUCCUGAGUCUUAUUGAGGACCUUUUCCCUGGAAUUCAGCUGGAUAAAGCUGGCUAUCCUGAGCUGGAAGUUGCAAUUGACAAGCAGGUUGGUGAGGCCGGUCUUAUCAUCCAUCCAGCAUGGAAACUAAAAGUAAUUCAGCUGUUUGAAACCCAAAGAGUCCGUCAUGGGAUGAUGACACUGGGGCCCAGUGGAGCUGGAAAGACCACCUGCAUUCAUACCUUAAUGAAGGCCAUGACAGACUGCGGCCAGCCCCAUCGAGAGAUGCGGAUGAAUCCAAAAGCUAUCACCGCCCCGCAGAUGUUUGGACGGCUUGACGUGGCUACAAAUGACUGGACUGAUGGCAUCUUCUCAACAUUAUGGAGGAAAACCUUAAGAGCCAAGAAAGGAGAGCACAUCUGGAUUGUGUUGGAUGGGCCUGUGGACGCCAUCUGGAUUGAAAAUUUAAACUCCGUAUUGGAUGACAAUAAGACGCUCACUUUGGCAAAUGGGGAUCGAAUUCCCAUGGCACCCAACUGCAAGAUUAUCUUUGAGCCACACAACAUUGACAACGCGUCUCCGGCUACGGUGUCUCGAAACGGCAUGGUCUUUAUGAGUUCAUCUGUGCUACACUGGAGCCCGAUUCUUGAAGGUUGGCUGAAGAAGCGUUCUCCGCAGGAAAGUGAAACUCUGCGGCAGCUCUACUCUUCAUCUUUCGCCGACAUCUACCGCUUCAGCGUGCAGUCGCUGGAGUACAAGAUGGAAAUGCUGGAGGCCUUUGUGAUCAUGCAGAGCGUUAACAUGCUUCAGGGACUCAUCCCCCCCAAGGAACAAGGUGCAGAAAUAACUCGAGACUAUCUGGAGCGUCUCUAUGUGUUCUCUUUAAUGUGGAGUAUUGGUGCCUUAUUGGAGCUGGAAGACCGGAAGAAACUGGAACUGUGGCUGAGGAAUCAUCACAGCAUCCAUCUUGAUCUGCCAAACAUCCCACCUGGCAGUGAGGACACGAUGUUUGACUACUACGUCACAUCUGAUGCUAAAUGGGUUCAUUGGAACACUCGAGUGGAAGAAUAUGUCUACCCACCAGACAGCACUCCUGAGUACGGCUCCAUUCUUGUGCCUAACGUGGACAACGUGCGCACCGACUUCCUCAUUCAAAUGAUUGCUAAGCAGGGCAAGGCUGUGCUGUUGAUUGGUGAACAGGGUACAGCUAAGACUGUCAUCAUUAAAGGGUACAUGUCAAAAUAUGACCCAGAGUCCCAUAUGGCCAAAAGCCUUAAUUUCUCUUCGGCCACCACUCCACUGAUGUUCCAGCGGACCAUUGAAAGCUAUGUAGAUAAGAGAAUGGGCACGACCUAUGGUCCACCAGCUGGAAAGAAGAUGUCUGUAUUUAUUGAUGAUAUAAACAUGCCUGUCAUCAAUGAAUGGGGAGAUCAGGUGACCAAUGAAAUAGUACGACAACUCAUGGAACAAAAUGGGUUUUACAAUCUGGAAAAACCAGGAGAGUUCACCAAUAUUGUGGAUAUUCAGUUUUUGGCGGCGAUGAUCCAUCCGGGAGGAGGCCGCAAUGAUAUCCCACAGAGGCUGAAGAGACAGUUCUCCAUAUUCAAUUGUACUCUUCCCUCCAACUCCUCCAUUGACAAGAUCUUUGGAGUGAUUGGGACGGGACACUACUGUGCUCAGCGUGGAUUUGUUGAAGACGUGAGGAGCGCUGUGGCUAAGCUGGUGCCUCUGACACGUCGGCUUUGGCAGAUGACGAAAGUCAAAAUGUUACCGACGCCCGCCAAAUUCCACUACAUUUUCAACUUGCGAGACCUCUCCAGGAUCUGGCAGGGAAUGCUGAAUACAAUUGCAGAAGUCAUUAGCAAUAGAAAUGUGGUGCUCCAGCUUUGGAAGCACGAGUGUAAACGAGUCAUAGCGGACCGCUUCACCACCUCGGAGGAUGUGGCCUGGUUUGACCUAACUUUGGCCAAACUUGUGGAGGAAGAUCUGGGACAUGAAGUUAAAGCUGUCGUGGAUUUCGGAACUGAAGCGCAUUUUGUUGACUUUUUAAGAGAUGCGCCGGAAGCCACAGGAGAGGAGCCUGAAGACACCGACUUUGAUAUGCCGAAAAUUUAUGAGCCAGUCGAGUCUUUCGAAAGCCUUAAAAGCCGAUUAAACAUGUUUCUGUCUCAAUACAAUGAGAACAUUCGUGGAGCUGGGAUGGACAUGGUCUUCUUCCGGGAUGCCAUGGUCCACUUAGUCAAGAUCUCACGAAUCAUUCGCACUCCCCGUGGAAACGCCCUGCUGGUUGGGGUUGGUGGAUCUGGAAAGCAGAGCCUGACCAGACUGGCAUCGUUCAUCGCCGGCUACAAGACGUUCCAGAUCACUUUAACAAGGUCUUAUAAUUCAUCGAACCUAAUGGAAGACUUGAAAGCGCUCUACAGGAUGGCAGGACAACAAGGCAGCGGCAUCAGCUUCAUCUUCACUGACAAUGAAAUCAAAGACGAGUCCUUCCUGGAGUACAUGAAUAAUGUGCUGUCAUCAGGGGAGGUUUCAAACCUUUUUGCACGAGAUGAAAUCGAUGAGAUCACCAGCGAUCUGGUCCCGGUCAUGAAGAAGGAGUUUCCGCGGCGCCCUCCGACCAACGAGAACCUGUACGACUAUUUCAUGACUCGGGUCAGGCAGAACCUGCAUGUGGUGCUCUGCUUUUCGCCGGUCGGUGAGAAGUUUCGUAACAGGGCCCUGAAAUUUCCGGCUUUGAUUUCCGGCUGUACUAUGGACUGGUUCAGCCGCUGGCCUAAGGAUGCCUUGAAUGCUGUGUCAGAACAUUUCCUGUCCAACUACAACAUCGAUUGUGGGCCUGAUGUCAAAGCAGAGGUAGUUCAGUGUAUGGGCUCCUUUCAGGACGGAGUGGCUGAGAAAUGCGUGGACUACUUCCAGAGAUACCGACGAUCAACACACGUCACUCCCAAAUCCUACCUGUCCUUCAUCCAAGGAUACAAGACCAUUUAUAAAGAGAAGCAUGCAGAGGUGCAAACUUUAGCUGACAGAAUGAACACUGGCUUGGAAAAACUCAAGGAAGCUUCGGAGUCGGUAGCAGGUCUUAGCAAGGAGCUGGAAGUGAAAGAAAAAGAACUGAAGGUGGCAAACGAGAAGGCUGACAUGGUAUUAAAAGAGGUAACCGUGAAGGCCCAAGCGGCGGAAAAAGUGAAACUGGAAGUCCAGAAGGUGAAGGACAAAGCCCAGGCUCUCGUGGACAGCAUCUCAGCAGACAAGGCCAUUGCGGAGGAGAAGCUGGAGGCCGCCAGACCCGCGCUGGAGGAAGCCGAGGCGGCUCUGCAGACCAUCAAGCCGUCGGACAUCGCCACGGUCCGCACUUUGGGUCGCCCCCCGCACCUCAUCAUGCGGAUUAUGGACUGCGUGCUCCUGCUGUUUCAACGCAGAGUCAACACUGUAAAGUUUGACCCAGAAAGGAGCUGCACUAUUCCUUCAUGGCAGGAGUCCCUGAAGCUGAUGACGGCGGGCAACUUCCUCGGCAGUCUCCAGCAAUUUGCCAAAGACACCAUCAAUGAAGAGGUAGUAGAGCUGCUACACCCAUACUUCGAAAUGACCGACUAUAACAUCGAAACUGCCAAAAGAGUGUGUGGAAAUGUCGCCGGUCUUUGUUCUUGGACAAAAUCCAUGGCUGUCUUUUUUUCCAUUAAUAAGGAGGUCCUACCACUAAAGGCAAAUUUGGUGGUGCAGCAAAACCGACUGGCCAUUGCCAAUGAAGAUCUUUAUAAAGCCCAGGCGGAGCUCGACGCCAAGCAAGCGGAGCUGGACAUUGUGCAGGCGGAGUAUGAGAAGGCCUUGAUGGAAAAGCAGACCCUCCUGGAGGACGCCGAGCGCUGCCGCCACAAGAUGCAGACAGCGUCCAGUUUGAUCAGUGGGCUUGCUGGGGAGAAAGAGCGCUGGACAGAACAGAGAAAGGAGUUUGCUGCGCAGACCAAGAGGCUUGUUGGGGAUGUCUUACUUGCUACUGCCUUCCUUUCAUAUUCUGGACCCUUUAACCAAGAAUUUCGGAACCUGCUGUUAACGGACUGGCAGAAAGAAAUGAAGACACGUAAAAUACCCUUUGGGAAUAACCUGAACCUCACGGAAAUGCUGAUUGAUGCUCCGACUGUCAGUGAAUGGAACCUUCAAGGACUACCAAACGAUGAUCUUUCGAUACAAAAUGGAAUUAUCGUCACUAAAGCUGCACGCUUCCCCCUCCUGAUUGAUCCACAGACGCAGGGCAAAAUUUGGAUAAAAAACAAAGAAGCUAAAAAUGAACUGCAGAUCACAUCCCUCAACCACAAAUACUUCAGAAACCAUUUGGAGGACAGCCUGUCAUUAGGAAGGCCAUUGCUGAUAGAAGAUGUCGGAGAGGAGCUUGACCCCGCGCUAGACAAUGUGCUGGAGAAGAACUUCAUCAAAACCGGAUCAACAUACAAGGUGAAAGUAGGAGACAAGGAAGUGGAUGUGAUGAAUGGCUUCCGUCUCUACGUCACCACAAAGCUGCCCAAUCCAGCAUAUACUCCUGAGAUCAGCGCCCGCACGGCCAUCAUCGAUUUUACCGUCACCAUGAAAGGACUGGAGGACCAGUUAUUGGGAAGAGUCAUCCUGACUGAAAAGCAGGAACUAGAGAAAGAAAGAACGGACCUAAUGGAAGAUGUCACAGCAAACAAACGGAAGAUGAAGGAGCUGGAGGACAAUUUGCUCUAUAGGCUAACGAGCACCCAAGGGUCCCUGGUGGACGAUGAGAGUCUCAUUGUUGUACUCAGCAACACAAAGAGGACAGCCGAGGAGGUCACUCAGAAGCUGCAGAUUGCAGCCGAGACUGAAGUGCAGAUCAACACAGCCCGAGAAGAAUACAGACCAGUUGCCACCAGGGGUAGCAUUCUGUAUUUCCUCAUCACAGAAAUGAGCAUGGUCAACGUCAUGUAUCAGACCUCACUGCGCCAGUUUCUUGGUCUUUUUGAUCUCUCCUUGGCCAGGUCUUCGAAAAGUCCGAUUACCAGCAAGAGGAUAACCAAUAUCAUCGAGCACAUGACGUUUGAAGUACAUAACUACGCAGCCCGUGGCCUUUACGAAGAACACAAGUUUUUGUUCACUCUGCUGUUGACGCUAAAGAUUGAUAUGCAAAGCAAAAAAGUUAAACACGAGGAGUUCCUCACUCUUAUCAAAGGUGGAGCAUCUUUGGAUUUAAAGGCAUGCCCACCCAAAGCAGCCAAGUGGAUUCUUGACAUGACUUGGCUCAAUCUGGUAGAGCUUAGCAAACUACGGCAGUUUUCAGACAUUCUUGAUCAAAUUGGAAGAAACGAGAAGCCAUGGAAAACCUGGUUUGACAAAGAUACCCCUGAAGAAGAAGUUAUUCCAAACGCUUAUGAUCAAGCUUUGGAUUCAUUUAGGCGUCUCCUCCUGAUCAGGUCCUGGUGUCCCGACCGAACAAUUGCUCAGGCUCGCAAGUACAUAAUGGACUCCAUGGGAGGAAAAUAUGCUGAAGGUGUUAUUCUGGAUUUGGAAAAGACCUGGGAAGAGUCCGAUCCUCGCACACCUCUCAUUUGUUUCCUGUCUAUGGGAUCUGAUCCCACCGACUCCAUUAUUGCCCUUGGGAAGAGGCUGAAGAUCGAGACACGAUAUGUUUCAAUGGGCCAGGGGCAAGAGGUUCACGCUCGGAAGCUUUUGCAGCAGACUAUGGCACAUGGUGGAUGGGCUCUUUUACAGAACUGUCAUCUGGGACUUGACUUCUUAGAUGAGCUGAUGGACACCAUAACGGAAACAGAGACGGUCCAUGAGUCAUUUAGGUUAUGGAUGACCACCGAGGUCCAUAAACAGUUCCCAAUCACUCUUCUGCAGAUGUCCAUUAAAUUUACUAAUGAACCACCUCAAGGACUUAAGGCUGGCUUGAAGAGAACGUAUGGAGGUAUAAGCCAGGACUUGCUAGACGUCAGCAACAUGACUCAAUGGAAGCCAAUGCUGUACGGAGUUGCCUUUCUUCAUUCCACCGUCCAAGAGAGACGCAAAUUUGGUCCCCUUGGCUGGAACAUCCCUUACGAAUUUAACCAGGCAGAUUUCAAUGCAACGGUACAGUUCAUACAGAACCACUUAGACGACAUGGACAUUAAAAAGGGGGUCUCCUGGAGUACGGUGCGUUACAUGAUUGGGGAGAUCCAGUAUGGAGGAAGGGUUACCGAUGACUAUGACAAGAGGCUUCUUAACACUUUCGCUAAAGUCUGGUUCAGUGAAAUCAUGUUUGGAGCCGAUUUCUGUUUCUACAAAGGUUACAGCAUUCCAAAAUGUAUCAACGUUGAUCAGUAUCUUCAGUACAUACAGGGUUUACCUGCAUAUGACACCCCAGAAGUCUUUGGGCUUCACCCAAAUGCCGACAUCACAUACCAGAGUAAGCUGGCAAAAGAUGUCCUCGACACGAUCCUGAGCAUCCAGCCGAAAGACAGCGCGAGUGGAGGAGGAGAGACGAGAGAAGCCGUGGUCGGGAGACUGGCUGACGACAUGCUGGAAAAACUUCCGGCCGACUACAUUCCCUUUGAGGUCAAGGAAAGGCUGCAAAAAAUGGGUGCCUUGCAGCCUAUGAAUAUCUUCCUAAGGCAAGAGAUUGAUCGCAUGCAAAGAGUUAUAGUUCUGGUGAGAAACACGCUAACUGACCUGAAACUUGCCAUUGACGGGACCAUCAUAAUGAGUGAAAAUCUACGAGAUGCUUUAGACUGCAUGUAUGAUGCCAGGAUCCCUGCUCGAUGGAAAAAGGCGUCUUGGGAAUCAAGUACUUUAGGCUUCUGGUUCACCGAACUUCUUGAAAGAAACCGCCAGUUUCACUCUUGGAUCUUUGAGGGACGACCAAACUGUUUCUGGAUGACGGGCUUUUUUAAUCCGCAAGGCUUUUUAACUGCAAUGAGACAGGAAAUUACACGCGCUAACAAAGGAUGGGCAUUGGACAGUGUGGUGCUUUGCAAUGAAGUCACAAAAUGGAUGAAAGAUGACAUCACGCAACCUCCUGCUGAAGGGGUCUAUGUCUAUGGGUUGUACCUGGAAGGCGCUGGAUGGGACAGGAGAAACUGCAAACUCAUUGACUCCAAGCCCAAGGUUCUGUUUGAAAUGAUGCCUGUCAUACGGAUUUAUGCCGAAAACAACAGUACAAGAGAUCCUCGCUUGUACUCCUGUCCAAUAUACAAAAAGCCUGUGCGGACGGAUCUGAAUUACAUCGCGGCUGUGGACCUUCGAACGGUGCAAAUGCCGGAACACUGGAUCCUACGGGGUGUCGCUCUGCUUUGCGAUGUGAAGUAACCGUAUUUACUGUGCAUGCGUACUUUGUAUUAUUAUUAUGAAACAGUGUUUAGUUUGAUAUAUCUUAUGAAAAAUAAAAUGUCAGGUUAUGACUUUGGUUGAUCAAUUAAAGUUCUUUAGCAUGAAAUACAAAUAUAUUCCAGUAUGGCCUAAUUUAAGAAAUUGUAAUAUACAAAUUGAAGCUUUUCAUAUUUUGAAUCUGUACAGUACAUAUUACUGUAUGUUUUGGAAUAAAAAAACACUAUUUUUGUUGUAUACUGUGUAAAGAUAUCUAAAGGUGAAUAGUAGCAAAUUAAACAUGAAUUAUAAGGAUUACAAAUGUUUACCUGAUGAAGAUGCCGUGAAUAAACCUUUUUUUUUAA